Messenger RNA from Melanotaenia boesemani (Boeseman's rainbowfish), 3041 nucleotides. RefSeq names its product G protein signaling modulator 2 (gene gpsm2). Gene Ontology annotation, molecular function: GTPase regulator activity; protein binding. The record is from RefSeq and is a predicted model, not a curated record. Lineage: Eukaryota; Metazoa; Chordata; Actinopteri; Atheriniformes; Melanotaeniidae. The transcript has 16 exons. The coding region runs from base 483 to 2480 and encodes 665 amino acids.
UUUUUUUUUUUUUGACCCCUAGAAGUUAAAUCGAAGUUUUACAAAAGCUAAAUGACAAUGUAGCAUUAAACUGAUUACAAUAUAUUCUUUAUAAAACAUCCGUCUUAUUUCCAAGGGAUAUAUGUUUUAAUCCAGUGAGAACGUGAAGAAAUAAAGAAGAAAAGUCACCAUUGUUCGAGCUGGAUCGCUUAACGCUUCCAAGAUUUCCAGUUCCUGUGUGGAAGAAUUACAGCGGGCUGCUAACAAGAGAGGCAGUGACCCAAAACACACAAUAUACGAAAGCAGCUGUGUGGACUGACACUCUGGACUCUCCAGCUCUGACAUAUAUUUAAAAGAGGGGCAGAUUUUGUCACAUUUGGUGACUUUUUUUGUUUAGUUGUUGCUCAGCUCCUUUUUCUUUCUCGUUGACUCUGUUUUUUUUGUUAAACGCAACCAUUUUUUCGGGAACGAAACUGGGAUUUUCCCUCAUAUUAUGCACUUCAAUGGACACCGGUGGCUCAGCGGUUAGCAUGCGAGCUGAGGACCAGCCCUUUCAUGUCCGCUACAGGAUGGAGGUGUCCUGUCUGGAGCUCGCACUGGAGGGUGAGCGGCUCUGUAAGGUGGGCGACUACAGAGCAGGUGUCUCCUUCUUUGAAGCUGCUAUCCAGGUGGGCACAGAGGACCUGCAGGUGCUCAGUGCUAUCUACAGCCAGCUGGGAAAUGCCUACUUCCACCUGCAUGACUACGCAAAGGCUUUGGAGUUCCACCGACAUGAUCUCACCUUAACCAGGACAAUUGGUGACCUGCUUGGAGAAGCCAAAGCCAGUGGAAACCUUGGGAACACUUUAAAGGUGCUGGGACGGUUUGAUGAGGCUGUUGUUUGCUGCCAGAGGCAUUUGGAUAUAGCCAGGGACAUUAAUGACAAGGUGGGGCAAGCACGAGCGCUCUAUAACUUUGGGAAUGUGUAUCAUGCCAAAGGGAAAAGUAUCUGCUGGAGUGGGGCUGAGCCCGGAGAUUUCCCAGAAGAGGUCAUGACUGCACUGAGGAAGGCAGCUGAGUACUAUGAGGCAAACUUGGCGAUAGUGAAAGAGCUUGGAGAUCGGGCUGCCCAGGGUCGGACUUGUGGCAAUCUUGGCAACACGCAUUACUUGUUGGGAAACUUUGGCAAAGCCGUGGCCUCUCACGAACAGCGGUUGCUGAUUGCUAAGGAGUUUGGCGACCGCUCAGCAGAGAGACGGGCUUACUGCAACCUGGGAAAUGCCUACAUUUUUCUGGGGGAAUUUGAAGUGGCAGCUGAGCAUUACAAGAGGACACUGCAACUGGCAAGGCAGCUGAAGGACCGAGCUGUGGAAGCUCAGGCCUGUUACAGUCUGGGAAACACCUACACACUACUCCAGGACUAUGAGAGAGCCAUAGAUUAUCACCUUAAACACCUCAUCAUAGCUCAAGACCUCAAUGACAGGAUUGGAGAGGGACGUGCAUGCUGGAGUCUUGGAAAUGCUCACACAGCACUGGGGAACCAUGACCAAGCCAUGCACUUUGCUGAGAAGCAUCUGGAGAUCUGCAAGGAGACUGGAGACAGGAGCGGGGAGCUGACAGCACGAAUGAAUGUGUCGGAUCUCCAGAUGGUUCUGGGUUUGAGCUAUAGCACUAAUAACUCCACACUGUCGGAAAAUAAGGAAAUAGACUACAACCUACAUGGGGCACGGCCCAGGAUGAGCAGAAGACACAGCAUGGAGAACUUAGAGCUGAUGAAACUCACUCCAGACAAGAUAAAUGGUGAGAAGUGGAACAGUGACAUUCUGACUAAACAGUCAAAACCUUCCCUGACAAAAACUUCCUCCAAGUUGUUCUUUGUCAGCCGAUUGCGUGGAAAGAAGUACAAAUCUGGUGGCUCCAGCAAAGUCCUCCAAGACACCAGCAACACCCUGGAUACAAGCCAAACUCCUGUUCAAGGAUCACAGAAGCGACUCAGUCCUGACAUGCUUGGAGAUGAGGGUUUCUUUGACCUUCUGAGCCGUUUCCAAAGCAACCGUAUGGAUGACCAACGUUGUUCAAUACAAGAUCGAGGCAGCAGGUUAUCACUGAACAGCGGUCCAGAUUCACCCCCAAGAACCAUUAGGAAAUCUGUGUCAGAGUCUGUCAACAUGUCAGGCGCCUCAGGCAGGCGGUUAGAGGACUCAUCGGUAGCAGGGGGAAGCCUGCCAGGCCUCAGGCUAAAUCAGAACAGCAACCAGGCCGUCCUCAGCCACCUCAUGGCCAACGCUGACAACGCUGAGCCUGACGAUGACUUCUUUGAUAUGCUUGUCAAGUGCCAGGGCUCGCGUUUGGAUGACCAGCGCUGUGCCCCUCCCCCUCCUCCGGUUCGAGGUCCCACUGUACCAGAUGAGGACUUCUUCAGCCUCAUCAUGCGCUCUCAGGCCAAGCGAAUGGAUGAGCAACGCGUUACCUUGCCUUCUGCAGUGAACCCGCCAUCCAGGUCCACUUCCAGCUCAAAUUGAACUAAGCACUAGGACACAUGCAUUUUUAUCCUUUCUAAAUAUGAUGAUGUGGACAGCAUUGCUAUAGACUCAGAAUAUAAUCCUCGUGUCUCUUAACAUUUGUUCUCCUGGACAAAAAAAAAAAGCACUGUCACCACCGUAUGUACAGAACAGUAUGGAAAAAAUCUCAAAAGGACUUGUUUAGCCUAAGUUGCACACCUACAUUAACAGUAGCAUCAGGGAUGAUAGGAUUGAUUUUAACCUUUUAAAUGUAUCCGUACUGCCGUAUGUCAUUUCAUCUCGUGUAUUUUUCAAUGCACAGCUGCAGUUAUGUUUGUAUUUAUUGUACAUUUUAUGAUUCUGUUAACUGCCGUCCCCGUAUGUUUUCACUCAGUGGUGUAUGAGUCAGUAUGAACGUGGAGGUACAGCACUCUUUUCAUGUAUUUUGUUUAUGUGUGAGGUUUUUGCUUGAUUUACAGGUGUAGCAUUGAGAAAAUGAACUGAAUGAAUUUAACUCAUACUGCCCUUUUACUCUUUUGUAAUGUUUCUGAAUAAGGUCAGAAAUAAAACUUUAUUCAUACA